Molecule: messenger RNA, 1233 nt
Organism: Linum trigynum
Lineage: Eukaryota; Viridiplantae; Streptophyta; Magnoliopsida; Malpighiales; Linaceae
Source: the annotation of a GenBank genome assembly
GAACUACAAAGUAGUAGAAGAAGAAUACGAGUAUCUUUCCCCGAACUUCCCCCAAAUCCCUAAUCCUGAUUCAUUCCCCCAAUUUACUACCUCUCCGCCUCUACUCUCUUCUACUCAGUCCUCACACGACAAGAAACUGAAAAAACCCAAUCCCAAUCCCCUUCUUUCUUCACCAUUUCCAGAUUAUGAUUUCUGACCCAAAUCCUCCCCUUUCCGCCUGAAUCUCUCGACCCAUAAACCAUGUCGAUUAACCCAGAAACCCCAGAGUCCACGGCCUUGGAAAUCGCCGCCCAAGUCAAGCCCUCAGCUCCUCCUCAUCCUCCCUGGCAAUUUCCCGGCCCAGAUCCCGAUGAAGAAGCCUCGCAGUUCCUCCCCCACCGCAACUUCCUCAGGUUCUGCGGCUGCUCCGCCGCCAUCAUCCUCAUGGCCGCCAUGCUCUUCCUCAUCCUCCUCUUCACCGCCUUCCGAAUCAAGGUCCCACACGUCGCCGUCGCCGGGGUCACCAGUGCCGGGCCUCAGACCCUCAACCGCCUCCGCAACGGGACCGCCACGGUUCUCGCCGACGUCAAGGUGAGGAACCCGAAUGCGGCGGCGUUCAGGUUCGGCGGCGGUGGGGCGACGAUUUACUACCGGGAGACGGUGGUGGGGGAGGCGGCGACACCGCCGGGGAGGGCGAAGGCGAGGGGGACGGUCCAUAUGAGCGUGGCGGUGGAGAUUUCGGGGGAGAAGUUAUCCGGUGUGUCGCGGCUCACGGAGGACGUUAAAUCCGGGUCGUUGAUGAUGAGCUGCGUUACGCGGAUCCCCGGGGAUGUGAAGAUAAUUACGAAAAAGCACAUGGUCGUGAAAACUAUAUGUGCGGUUAAAUAUGAUUAUGCCACGGGACAACUCACAGCUGGUCACUGCUCACAGUAUGUUAUUUCGUAAUUAUGUAGCUUUUUUUUUGUAAUCUCUUUUUUUUAUAGUCAAUUAUUUUUAAAUUUUGAUGAUGAUAAGUUGUUAUAUUAUUCAUUUGGAUUUUUUUUUACAGUUAAUUAUCGGUAGUUAGAUCUUUAUGAUAAAGAUGUAAUGGCUUGAUCGGCUGUUUGCCUUGUGAAAAGAAAGAAUUAACAUUAAUUAUCACUUCUUUGUAUUUCCUUUCUUUGUGGUUGUAGUGAAAACGCUGAAGCCCAAUAUACUUUUAUUUACCCGUUAAAUUUAGUAAUAAUAUAAGAGAAUUAAAGGUUUUCAUAAAGG